GAAAUAAUAUACAUUUUUUUUAUCAAACUCUAAAUUAUUAUUCAUAUUUUUUUUUUCAAAAAGAUGUCGACCUAAUAUACAUUGAUAUCCACAAGUUAACAAAUGCUAAGUCAGAUGUGUGCUUCCAAGUCCCGGUCAACCAAUUUGUUUGCUUCUCUCCUUAUUUUUGUUGACCAUAUUUUUUUAAGACCACCAUACUCUUACUCGUUUUGAUUUGGAUUCCCAACUAUAGAGAUGAAAACAGUUACUACAAAUCUAGAAGAUGAAACCAUUAAAACACUCUACAAUGCAUCCUUAAACGAUUCUGUAACAACCUUAAACACGCUCAUCCAAAACAACCCUCUUAUACUCCACAAAGUUUCACUCUCUCCCUAUAAUGAAACUCCAUUACACAUUUCCUCUCUUCUUGGACACUUAGAAUUUUGUGAAGUUCUUCUAAAAAACAAACCAAGUUUUACCAAUGAAGUUGACUCAAAAGGACGGUGUCCUCUUCAUCUAGCUUCAGCUGAAGGACACACCCAAGUGGUGAAAGCUCUUUUACUGGCAAACCAAGAUGUUUGUUUGGUUUCAGACAAAGAUGAGAUGAUUCCUUUGCACUUUGCUGUUAUAAGAGGACGGAUGGGAGUAAUUAAGGAGUUGAUUAAUGCUAGACCGGAUUCUGUUCGAGUUUUGAAUGACGAUGGUUCUGUUUUGCACUUAUGUGUUUUGUAUAACCAUUUGGAGUCAUUGAAGUUCUUAUUGGAAUCAAUUAGAGGAGAUAAACAGUUGUUGCUUGCCAAAGACAGAGAGGGCAAUACAAUUCUGCAUUUGGCAAUUAGGCUCAAACAAAUUAAGACCAUAAAAUACUUACUUUUGCAACCUGAAAUAAGAACAACAACAAUUACUUUGAGCAGGUCAAGUUUUACAACUUUGGAGCUGUUAGAGCCUUGCCCAAGAGAUUUUAUUAACCUUAAAAUUGAAGAAAUGUUAACUGAAGUUGGGGUUCAAAGAUCUAAGCAAAUGGAGUCCACGCUGCAACAUACACCAUUACCAAGCAUAUCCAAUCAAGAACUUCCAAAUGGAAGAAGGAAAAUGUGGGAAAACUUGUGGUUCAAGUAUCUACAAUUCCAAGGUAAUUGGAUAGAAGAAACAAGGGGAACAUUGAUGUUAGUGGCCACUGUUAUUGCAACAAUGACUUUUCAAUCAACAAUAAGUCCACCAGGUGGAGUUUGGCAAGAAGAUACUCAUACUGGUGGACGUAACUGUACUACUUAUGGUGUGUGUGAAGCAGGCACUGCAGUUUUAGCAUAUGCUUGGCCAAAUAAAUUCAUAAAGUUUAUGGCAUACAACACCACUUCUUUCUUUUCCUCUCUUGGUGUUGUACUACUACUUAUUAGUGGAUUUCCCCUUAAGAAUAAGGUCAUGAUGUGGAUCUUGACCAUGGCUAUGACCAUCGCAUAUUAUUCAACAGGGCUUGGCCACUCCUUAUCAUAUUAUUCAACAGGUUAUCAGCAUGGCUUACCCUCUUGAUGUUGCUUGGGGCAUAUUACUUUUAGUUAUUGGUUUGAUUCACACACUCAGGUUGAUUUUCUGGGCAAAAGAAAAUGUACAAGUCAAGCGCAUUUCUAAAAGGACAGGUUAUCCAGAUGUUUAGUCAUGUAAGAGUUUGAAAUGCUAGCAAUACUCUUUUAAACACUUUAUUAAUUUGUUGAAACUUAUGAGACACACAGAGAUGGUGAAAUAAUGAGACUCGUGUAAAAUAGUGUUCUAAAGGUGUUAUUGGAUUGUAAUUUAGAUUUAGUGUUAGUUUGAUUAUGUUGUAAGUAUGCGGCUUGCAACACAAGUAAGUUGUUUGAAUUUGGCAGUUUUGAAAUCUAGUUCAUUAAU
Molecule: messenger RNA, 1866 nt
Organism: Vicia villosa (hairy vetch)
Lineage: Eukaryota; Viridiplantae; Streptophyta; Magnoliopsida; Fabales; Fabaceae
Product: ankyrin repeat-containing protein BDA1-like
Exons: 2
Coding region: 235-1509 (424 amino acids)
Molecular function (GO): protein binding
Source: RefSeq, a predicted model, not a curated record